Molecule: messenger RNA, 1753 nt
Organism: Magallana angulata
Lineage: Eukaryota; Metazoa; Mollusca; Bivalvia; Ostreida; Ostreidae
Exons: 10
Coding region: 48-1517 (489 amino acids)
Biological process (GO): peptidoglycan catabolic process
Molecular function (GO): N-acetylmuramoyl-L-alanine amidase activity; zinc ion binding; lysozyme activity
Source: RefSeq, a predicted model, not a curated record
AAAGGAGGAAGUGAAAAAAAACAAGGCAGUGUAAUACAGACGACGUUAUGGCGAAUAUUUACACACAUCUUUUGCUCUUAGUCGUUCAUCUGAUUGCAUCUGCCGAACAGUUUGACCUUGUAGAAGAAUUUUCUAUCUUAAACGACCUGAACUCUUGCAGCAGUGUUGGCAGGAACUGUAUAAACGAAACGAACCAAUGUGAAGGUUCCUACGUCCCGGGGGUGUGCGGGAGCGACUCCGGUCUGAAAUGCUGUUCCUCCAAGAUAGACGUUCAGGACACUGGCGACUGCGUGGGCCUUCCAAUUUUGUCACGUGACACAUGGGGUGCGGCCGAACCAAAGCUCAUUGAAAAUAUGACACUUCCGGUUACGAUGUUUUUUAUCCAUCACACGGCCACUCAAUCAUGUGACAGCACUGACUCGUGUGGGAAGCUGAUGAGAGCCAUUCAACGAUUCCAUAUGGACACCAGAGGCUGGAAUGACAUUGCGUACAGUUUUCUUAUUGGCGGCGAUGGUAGAGUGUACGAGGGGCGUGGUUGGGAUCGCGUGGGGUCUCAUACUUUACAUUAUGACUAUGUGUCAUUGGCCGUCUCCUUCAUGGGGAACUUCAACAAUACAAUGCCAGCACCAGCAGCACUAGCGGCCGCUAAUAAACUUCUGAAGUGUGGCGUGCAGAGAAAAGCCAUCACUCCGUCAUACAGUCUGUAUGGUCAUCAAGACGUCAGAGCCACAGAGUGCCCUGGUUACACGUUAUAUAACGCAAUCCGGAAAUGGACUCACUACAACGUCACAACAGACAAAGAUGGGCCUUGCUUGCAAAAGAAAGGUCUGUGUGGACCAGAUUACCUCCCUUGUGAUGGGGAAUAUCAGAAAGGACUGUGUAAUGGGAAUCCUCAAAGACAAUGCUGUGUUCCGAAAACGGAAGUGCUCAUUCCGAAACCAGGAAUUAAAAAUGGAGUUGUUGACUGCUUUGGGAACAUUAUGUUGUUACACCCUACUGGAAGGAAAUCUGGAGGGGUAGCAGAGUCCAGACGGGAACUUGACGCCCAUAUGAAUCUUGCGGCAAAAUACAAAGACUGCUUCAAACAGAUUGGAGCCGAAAUGUGUUUACACCCAGCUGUUAUAGCAGGCAUAGCAAGUCGGGAGUCUAACUUUGGCUUCUCUCUGACCCCUGAUGGCUGGGGAGAUCACCACAACGCUUACGGAAUAAUGCAGUGUGAUGUACGUAAGUGCCCAGUCUGUCGCUUUGGCUUGACGUGCACUCAGUACAAGUUUGAUAGCUGUGACCACAUUGGUAUGAUGACGCAAUAUGUCCUCAUACCCCUCAUCCGAGAUGUUGUCAGCAAGUUUCCAAACUGGUUACCAGAGCAACACAUACAAGGAGGAGUUGCUGCCUACAACUUUGGAAUAGGAAAUGUAAGGUCGUGGGCGAACCUUGACGUUGGAACUACGGACGGGGACUACAGCAAUGACGUCAUUGCUCGUGCUCAGUGGCUAGUGAUUGGUUAUAACUGGUAGAGAAAGUGAUAUCAGACAAUGCAAUUUGAUGCAGAAUGGAUAUAUAUUUUUUUUUUUGUUUUUUUUUUUCAUUGUUAUUGAUCUGCAGAUUAAACUGUGCUUGAAAUGACGUUUUCUAAAAGAUAUCAGUUCUCACAAAAUUCUUCGGUAUAUUGUCCGUUACGUAUUAAUGCACGUUAAAUGGUUAGAAUUUAUGCAAGUUUUGCACCAACACGUUAACAAUGUUCAAGGCGUUG